Messenger RNA from Ectocarpus siliculosus, 366 nucleotides. NCBI's taxonomy places the organism in Eukaryota, Phaeophyceae, Ectocarpales, Ectocarpaceae. The record is from the annotation of a GenBank genome assembly.
AUGGCGACGUUCGUGACGCUUCAAGACCCGGUCGCAGGGAGAGUCCAUCAGAUCGUCCCAUCUUUGAGCGGCGAUUGCUCUACCGCGGCCUCAUCUGCCUGCGUCGGCGACUGGGUGGCCUUCGGAACGGCCGGACUGUCGAGGUAUACCGUCGGCAGCAGAGGCAAUGACGGUGCCGGUGCCGCGGUGGGAGCCUCACAGGAUGAAAAUGUGCUGAGUCGCGUUGCGGGUGAACUAUCCUACGCGGCCGGCUGUCGCACCAGCGAUCUGAAUCUCCCCGCGGGCCUCGACGUGAACGCGGGACUGUUCCUCGCGCCGACGACGUCCGGAGGCGGCGGCGGCGGCAGGAGCCGUCCCGACUUCUAG